AUGUCUUUGCCUAUUGAUCAUGAAUUUGACUUUCAAGCAACCGUUUCACUAUCAAGUGUGCCGACAACUCCGGAGCAAAGCCUGAAUGGCAGCACGGAUGGACUCGACGUAGAGUCGAGUGGUACGAGAACCACUGUGGGGGAUGAUAGUGAUUCAGACACCCCAGUUGGCGCAAGGCCAAUCCGAAAUAUUUGCUUCGUUGGCGCAGGCUAUGUUGGAGGCCCAACUGCUGCUGUCAUUGCAUUCAGAAACCCACAUAUCCGAGUCACCGUUGCCGACAAAGACGAGCGACGCAUUCGAAGGUGGAACUCCCGACAUCUACCUAUUUACGAGCCCGGCCUUGCUGAAAUCGUUCGGAUUGCACGAGAUGGACUCUGCAAUUAUCUCACUCCACCUAUGUCAGCCAAACCAGAGGGAACUGCACACAUGUUUGAAGAGCAUAAAGCACACGAAGCGCACGAAAGACAACAAGAGGGAAGAAGUGCGUCCUCUCGGACACCAAACUUGUUUUUCUCCGCGAACGUUUCAAAAUGUAUCCGAGAGUCGGAUAUUGUCAUAAUUGCGGUUAACACUCCGACCAAAAUGCGAGGAUCAGGUGCAGGGAGUGCAACAGACAUGACAGCUUUUGAGGCUGUCGCUGCGGAUGUUGUGCAGCACGCAAGGAACGGAUCGAUUAUUGUGGAGAAGUCCACAGUCCCUUGCAAAACAGCCCAAAUGAUCCAGGAGAUGAUUGCUGUACGUCGGCCCGGUGGGCACUUCGAAAUUUUAUCCAACCCUGAGUUCCUCGCGGCGGGGACUGCAAUUCACGAUUUGUUACACCCGGACCGAGUUAUCAUAGGUUCUACAACGACAGAAGGAGGAAAAGCUGCAGCGGAGACACUAGCUGGAGUCUAUGCUGGCUGGGUUGAACGUGCCCGCAUCAUCACUACCAACAUAUGGUCAUCGGAGUUGGCGAAGCUCGUGGCCAAUUCCAUGUUAGCCCAACGACUUAGCAGCAUCAACAGUAUUUCGGCAAUCUGCGAGGCUACAGGGGCUGAGAUUAAUGAAGUCUCGGCGUCGAUUGGGAUGGACUCCCGAGUUGGUGACAAAUUUCUCCGCGCAGGCAUUGGGUUCGGGGGUAGCUGUUUCAAAAAGGAUGUCCUCAGUCUUGUAUACCUUGCUGAGUCCUUGGGCCUUAAAGAGGUCGGAACGUAUUGGCGCCAGGUGGUGAUCAUGAAUGAAUACCAGCGCAACCGAUUUACCAGUCGUGUCAUCAAGUGCCUGAACAAUACUCUGGUUGGCAAGAAGAUCACUCUACUGGGAUAUGCCUUCAAGAAGAACACAUCGGAUACCCGAGAAGCACCCGCCCUUGAGAUAAUCAAGACCUUGCUUGAUGAAAACCCCGGAGAAAUCGCAAUAUUUGACCCUUGCUGCAAUCCCUAUGUCAUCGAGAGCGAGAUCCGCCAGCUACACGGAUACGGACCUCCCGCUCUCAGAGAUGAUGGUGGCGCGGUGAAAGUCUACUCCGAUGUCUAUAAGGCAUGUGCUUCAUCUAACGCGAUACUCAUUGUCACUGAGUUUGAUGAGUUCCGGAAUACUGAAUCGGAUGCCGUUCCUCGUCCUUCAAACCUCCCACCAAGACAUCUACCCUUGAGCCAAGACAUGCACGGGUCCUCGCAGCAAGAAGCCAUUUCUGAGACAGGUGAUAUGAUUAAUCCACUAUAUGUCGCAUAUGCUCAAGAGAAACUUCAUAUUGAGCCUAAUUGUGCCGCAGAUUGCCCAGACUGCCAGAGAGAAAAUGGUAGCGAGCCUUCUGUGGGCAAACCCGGCGACAACCUACCCAAGAAGCAGGUUGACUGGGAGAGAAUUGCGGAUAACAUGGCAACACCAAAAUGGUUAUUCGAUGGGCGAUGCAUCAUCGAGAUCAAGAAGAUGAGCCAGUUGGGUAUUCGAGUCGAGAGCAUUGGCUCCGCUGGCGAUAGUUAUUAA
This is a messenger RNA of Penicillium samsonianum, 1968 nucleotides long. RefSeq lists its product as uncharacterized. Bases 1 to 1968 code for a protein of 655 amino acids. Lineage: Eukaryota; Fungi; Ascomycota; Eurotiomycetes; Eurotiales; Aspergillaceae. Gene Ontology annotation, biological process: polysaccharide biosynthetic process; glycosaminoglycan biosynthetic process. Gene Ontology annotation, molecular function: NAD binding; UDP-glucose 6-dehydrogenase activity. The transcript is spliced from 3 exons. Gene Ontology annotation, cellular component: nucleus; cytosol. The record is from RefSeq and is a predicted model, not a curated record.